AUGGCUCGCAUGGGGAGGUUAGGCUUUCUCGCCGUGGCGGUAGCCUUUCAUCUGAUCUAUGCCUACUCGAUCUUCGACAUUUACUUUGUCAGUCCGAUCGUCAGUGGCAUGCGCGAGUACAGCGUCGCCCAUCAAGAAGAAGCUCCAGCGAAACGACUCGUACUAUUUGUCGGCGAUGGACUGCGCGCAGACAAGGCUUUCCAGUACUUCCCCGACCCUUCCCCUGGCGCCGAACAGGAGGCCGACUGGCAGGAACCGCGCCCUCUUGCUCCCUUUUUGCGAUCGCGCGUUCUCGAGCAUGGCACCUUUGGCGUAUCGCAUACUCGAGUCCCUACCGAAUCGAGACCUGGCCACGUCGCCCUCAUUGCCGGCUUGUAUGAAGAUGUUUCGGCCGUCACCACUGGCUGGAAGCUGAAUCCUGUCCACUUCGACAGCGUUUUCAAUCGCAGUCGCCAUACCUGGAGCUGGGGUAGUCCCGAUAUUCUGCCAAUGUUCCAAGAAGGCGCAGUGCCUGGUCGCGUAGAUGCCUUCAUGUACGGUGCCGAAGAGGAGGACUUUAGCAAGGACGCAACUCAUUUGGACACUUGGGUUUUUGAAAGAGUGGAGGAACUGUUUGCAAGCGCCAGUCAGGAUCCUGAAUUGGACGCACGCCUAAGGCAGGACAAGAAUGUCUUCUUNUUGCAUCUCUUGGGCCUGGACACCACCGGUCACUCUUACCGUCCCUACUCUCGCGAGUACCUGCACAACAUCAAGAUCGUCGAUCAAGGUGUCGAGAAGAUCACCGCCUUGAUCGACAAAUUCUACGCCGAUGAUAAGACAGCUUACGUCUUCACUGCCGAUCAUGGUAUGAGUGAUUGGGGAAGUCAUGGUGAUGGACACCCAGACAAUACCAGAACCCCCUUGAUUGCCUGGGGCUCUGGAGUCGCCAAACCUGUGACGGUUUCUUCUGGUCUAGCUCCUGGUCACGAUGAUGGAUUUUCCUCCGAUUGGCACCUCGAUCACGUCCAGCGCAACGACGUUGCUCAAGCAGACAUUGCUACUCUCAUGGCAUAUCUUGCUGGCCUCUCUUUCCCCGUCAAUUCGGUAGGUGAACUACCAUUGGCUUUCCUGUCGGCCGAUCAGCAGACCAAGGCCCAAGCAAUGUUGGUGAAUGCCCAAGAAAUCUUGGAAAUGUAUCGCAUCAAGGAACAUGACAAGAAGAAUACCGUGCUUCGCUAUAAACCUUUCCCGGGCUUUUCAGACGACCAACACUCCCCAGACCAUCGUAUCGAAGCCAUCGAGAACCAAAUAAGCCAGGGACAUUAUGAGCAGGCAAUUCUAGAUUCUGACGUUCUUAUGAAGAUGGGCUUACAGGGAUUGAGAUAUCUCCAAACCUACGACUGGCUCUUCUUGCGUGCUUUGGUAACCUUGGGAUAUCUGGGCUGGAUGGCCUUUGCUUUUACUUAUGCUCUGGAUCAGCACGUUUUUGAUGGCAAAAUCGAUGCAACUCGAUCCACCGUGACUACGACUGCAUUCUCCAGCAUCUUUGUUGCACUUCUCGCUUUCUUGCUAGUCCAGUCUUCUCCAUGGACUUAUUACGCAUAUGCCUUCUUCCCCGUCAUGUUCUGGGAAGAGGUGUUCGCUCGUCGUCAAGCACUCUCGCAGGCCAAAGCCAUGCUCUCUCAGCAACUAUCUGGCAAGGAUGUGCUAGGCCUCGGGUUAAAUCUACUCGUCUUUGUUGGAAUUCUCGAAAUUAUGGUUCAAAGCUACUAUCACCGAGAGAUGUACACGCUCUGUUACCUCCUGGCCAUCCUUUGGCCUGCCUCGUACGGAUUAGAGUUCUUGCGCCAGAACUGGAUCAUUUCCGCUACAUGGGCAUUGGCAUGUGCUUCCAUGAGCGUCUUUACUGUUUUGCCAGCCAUCAAGGUUGAAGAUGCUCGAUUGAUUAUCGGGGGUGGUGCACUGAUGCUCCUGAUUGGUAUCCUAUACAUUGCUUUUGAGAAGAGUGUACUUGUGCCAGCUACAUCAAGCCAGAGUGGUCUCGCUGCUCCAAAGCCAGAUCAAACCUCUAGAAUGCUCACUGGCGUGCAAAUCGGUCUCGUCGCAUUGGCCAUGGUUGUCACGCGUACAAGUGUCGCUUCGCUGCAGGCAAAGACUGGUCUGCCUCUCGGUGCGCAGGUCACUGGCUGGGUAGUGUUUGUGUCGUCUUUGAUCUUACCUUUUGCUCACUCAUUCUCGCCCAACAACCACUAUCUUCAUCGACUAGUCAUCAUCUUUCUCGCAUUUGCACCAAUGUUCAUCAUCCUCACCAUUAGCUACGAGGGCCUCUUUUAUCUCGCAUUCAGCUGUACCCUGAUCACCUGGGUCAGACUCGAACACCGCAUCUACCGCGCUUUCACAACCAAAGGAUCUUUACCUCCACCCACGAGCCCGGUCUCCGAUCUCAACCCUCUGACACCUGCCUUGGCGGCAUCUACAGACCGCGCAACCGCUCUACGCAAGCACGAAUACCGCUCCCUCACCUUGGCCGACGCACGCAUCGCCCUCUUCUUCCUCUACCUCCUCCAAUCCGCCUUUUUCAGCACGGGCAACAUCGCCUCCAUCUCGUCAUUCAGUCUCGAUGCCGUGGCCCGCUUGAUCCCCGUCUUUGACCCUUUCUCUCAAGGCGCCUUGCUCAUUCUCAAAAUCUUUGCGCCGUUUGCUCUAGUGUCUGCAAAUUUGGGCAUUCUUACUAGACGUCUGCGACUCAAGUCUGGCGCGCUCUUUGCACUGGUCAUGGCGAUCGGAGACUGGCUAACAUUGAGGUUUUUCUGGAGUGUUAGGGAUGAGGGCAGUUGGUUGGAAAUUGGAGAGAGUAUCAGUGUGUUUGUGAUUGCGAGUGCGCUCUGUGUAUUUGUUGCUGGGUUGGAGAUGGUUAGUGAGGCUUUUGUCAAGGGGAUUGAGUUUGAGGAUGAGGUUGAGGUUGAGAACAUCAAAAAGGGGAAUGGUAAGGUUGGUGGUGGGAAGGUGGAGUAG
Molecule: messenger RNA, 2994 nt
Organism: Aureobasidium vineae
Lineage: Eukaryota; Fungi; Ascomycota; Dothideomycetes; Dothideales; Saccotheciaceae
Source: the annotation of a GenBank genome assembly